Molecule: messenger RNA, 1506 nt
Organism: Didymodactylos carnosus
Lineage: Eukaryota; Metazoa; Rotifera; Eurotatoria; Philodinida; Philodinidae
Source: the annotation of a GenBank genome assembly
AUGCCAGAUAAAGCGAAAAUCAAAAUCAAAGGUGGUGCUGCUGUUGAUCCAGAUUCAGGGCUUGAUGAGUCGUGUCAUGUCGUUAAAGACGAAGAUAGUGGCGAACCAAUGACAGCUGUUUUGGGUCUUGUCGAUGUUGUACGUGGCACAAAUUCAUAUUAUAAAGUACAAUUAUUAGAAGAAGACAAAGGACGUGGAUGGUAUCUAUUUCGAUCAUGGGGUCGUGUUGGCACAACUAUCGGAGAUUCAAAACUUGAAAAAAUGCAUUCGAAAGAGCAAGGCAUUGAAUCAUUUGAAGCCAUCUAUCUGGAUAAAACUGGCAAUCAUUGGUCAGAACGAAAAACAUUUCAAAAGGUACCGCGAAAAUUCUUUCCAUUAGAAAUUGAUUAUGGACAACAAGAUAAUGAGAUGGUACAAAAAGCAAUGGAAUUAAAAUCUGGACAGUCAUCAAAGUUAGAAAAAUCUGUUCAAGAUUUAGUUAGAAUGAUAUUUGAUGUAAAAUCGAUGGAAAAAGCUAUGUUAGAAUUUGAAAUUGAUUUAACAAAAAUGCCAUUGGGAAAAUUAUCAAAAAAUCAAAUUGAAAAAGCAUACAAAGUUUUAACUGAAUUACAAACAUUAAUUCAAAAUAAUAUAACAUCACAAACACAAAUAUUAGAUGCAAGUAAUCGAUUCUACACAUUAAUUCCUCAUGAUUUUGGCAUGACUCGUCCACCAUUAUUGGAUAAUUUAGAUAUAAUAAAAAACAAAACAGAAAUGAUUGAUAAUUUAUUGGAAAUUGAAGUUGCCUAUUCUAUGUUAGAAUCUUCUGGUUCUAGUGAAGAAGAUCCAAUUGAUACACAUUAUCGUAAAUUAAAAUGUGGUAUUACACCUGUUGACAAAACAUCGAAAGAAUUUCAAUUAAUUGAAGAAUAUAUUCGCAAUACUCAUGCAGCCACACAUCAUCAUUACGAUCUAAAAUUAGUUGAACUAUUCAAAACGGAUCGAGAAGGAGAAAUAGAAAAAUUUAAUUCCUAUCAAAAAUUAGAUAAUCAUAAGUUAUUAUGGCAUGGUUCAAGAACAACAAAUUUUGCCGGUAUUUUGAGCCAAGGUUUAAGAAUUGCACCACCAGAAGCACCUGUGACUGGCUAUAUGUUUGGCAAAGGUGUUUAUUUUGCUGAUAUGGUAUCGAAAUCAGCCAAUUAUUGUUUUAAAUCGAAAACAGAUCCCAACGGUGUACUAUUAUUGUGUGAAGUCGCCUUGGGUAGUAUGUACGAGUGUAAUCAGUCAACACAAUUAUCAGCAGCCACAUUGCCAAAAGGAAAGCAUAGUUGUAAAGGAUGCGGACAAACCGUUCCCGAUCCAAAAGGCUCGUAUUAUACAGAUGAUGGUAUUGAAAUUCCCAUGGGCAAAGGCAUUCCAUCUACACAAAAGCAUUCAUCCUUAUUGUACAAUGAAUUUAUUGUUUAUGAUACAGCACAAAUAAAUAUGAAAUAUUUAUUACGUGUCGAUUUUAUCUUCAAAUAUUAG